Patiria miniata (bat star) is the source of this 1639-nucleotide messenger RNA. RefSeq lists its product as uncharacterized. Gene Ontology annotation, molecular function: zinc ion binding; nucleic acid binding. The coding region runs from base 1 to 666 and encodes 221 amino acids. The record is from RefSeq and is a predicted model, not a curated record. NCBI's taxonomy places the organism in Eukaryota, Metazoa, Echinodermata, Asteroidea, Valvatida, Asterinidae. The transcript has a single exon.
AUGUCACAGAGCGAUAUACAGCCUCAGCCCGUUGGCGGCAAUCAAGAAAUCUUGCAAGCCAUCCAAGCUCUGACAAACUCUAUAGACUCAAAAGUCCAAUCUGCUUGCAAGAAGCAGAAACUCACCGACACACCUACCUUCAAGAGGGACGGUAAUCAGCAGCAAUUUUCUCAUUGCGAGAAAGUGCUGACCUUAAUCGAAACCUCGCUACAGAACAUCGAAACGCUUGACCUAGACGAAGCAAAAAGCAAUCUGAAAGAAGCAAUCAAAGCCACCAAAGAGCGUCAGAAACUAAUUCGACUCGCCGACAGAUCGGAGCUCGGCUGGGGCGUUGUCAAGGAGUACGUGGCGGAUACCCUCGCCGAGGACUCCAGCGAUGAAAAGAGAAUCAAAAAAGCCGAGAAGGCAGCCGCUGCUAAGAAACCGGCCCCCAAGAAGCGAGCCAGCAGUAGCAGCAGACCAUACCAAACCAAGACGAUGGCGGCCAAUAUGCGUACUGCUACUCCUUUUCGUCAGCAGUAUUUUCGUCCCUACCAGGGAGCCUAUCACGACAACCGUAUCUGCUUCCAAUGCGGUAUCCAAGGACAUGUGCGCACAACAUGUCCAUCCCUUCGAGCACUCCAUCAACCAAGACUGCAAGGAUCCAGAACAUCCGACAAGCAGUAGAGUCUGGGAACAUCAACUCGAUGGCAAAACACCAGAAGGAGUUCAAGGUAGAUUAAAACAAUGCAUUUCCUUUUGGAGAAGUGUUUUGAAGGCCAGUAAUUUUGUGAUAGAUGUUUUGGAUUCAGGUUAUAAAAUCCCGUUCCUAACCACUCCGCCUCAAUUCAUAGCAAAAAACAAUGCAUCUAGCCUAGACCACCCCGAGUUUGUACAACAAGCCAUUUCUGAGCUGUUGAGAAAACGGUGCAUAUACGAGGUCGAUAGUCCGCCUUACUGCUGUAACCCUCUCACAGUUGCCGUAGGGAAGAAGCUAAGAUUAGUUCUAGAUCUUCGACAUCCCAAUCAAUUUGUUUACAAGACCAAGUUCAAAUACGAAGAUCUAUCCCACAUAUCUCAAAUUCUAGAUCACAACCAGUACUAUUUCAGUUUCGAUCUCGAGUCCGGCUACCAUCAUGUUGACGUUUUCGGUCCCCAACAGAAAUACCUCGGUUUUUCUUGGAGAUCUAAGAACUCCACCACUAAAUUCUACGUGUUUCGCGUCUUACCAUUCGGUCUCUCUAGUGCGUGUUACAUAUUUACUAAGAUCACCAGGCCGCUCAUCUAUCAUUGGCGCGCACAAGGAAUCACUUCGUUUGCCUACAUCGAUGACGGCAUCAUAGUAUCCCCAGAUUUUCAUACCGCACUGCACAACUCUCUCACCGUUAAACAAACUCUAGUCAAGAGCGGAUUCGUCCCAAGUAAAACGAAGUGCAUGUGGCAUCCUCAGACUAGCAUCAAGUUCCUCGGCAUGAUCAUAGAUUCGCGCACUUUGACAUUUACCGUGCCCCCCACUAAAAUUACGAAACUUAAAGUAUCAAUCGACAAAGUCCUGUCAGAUCACGCCCUCUCCAUCCCAACCCAUGCAAAAUCUCUCGCUAGCAUCACCGGUCAAAUAAUAUCCAUGUCAGUAGCGCUAGGACCAGUAACGCGCCUCAUG